Anisakis simplex (herring worm) is the source of this 297-nucleotide messenger RNA. The record is from the annotation of a GenBank genome assembly. Lineage: Eukaryota; Metazoa; Nematoda; Chromadorea; Rhabditida; Anisakidae.
GUGUUCUGCGACCAGAAGGAGUUCAAGGACUACGAACACCGUUUGCCGCUGACGUCGAUCACGCAUCUAUCGAUCGACGGCGAUCUCUACUUGAAUCAAGUGCACUGGGGUGGCAAAUAUUAUCCAGUCCCCUACGAGAGCGGCAUCGCGCAAGGAUUCGGCGUCGAGAAGACGCUGUUGAUCUUCGCGUGUCCCGAGAAGAAGGGAAAGCGCUUCAACAUCAACCUGCUCAGAAAGAACGGUGAUAUUGCGCUGCAUUUCAACCCGAGAUUCGACGAGAAGGUUCGCAAUUUUUAG